AGAAUGUUUAGUGAGUUUAAUUGGAGUUAAAAGUUUAAAGUGAGAGCCUCCACUGCAUUUUGAAAAGUGGAUUGGUCUAUUUGCAAACUCUGACACGCACCAAUCAGCCACUUUCCUAGAACUUGUUAAUGUGAAGGUGUGUCUUUUUAGGUUGAUGCUUCCCAAUUAGGCAGUGAAAAUAGGAGGCGCAUUGAAGAUUUGGCUGACCCUCCACAUGUGAAUUCACGUGGAGACAUGUGUCCAAUUCCACCUGCCAUGAAAACAUUCAUUCAUCCUUUCUCCACUCCUUACAGUGCCUUUUUCACCUUUUCAGUUCCACUCAUUUUUUUAUAUAUAUAUAUAAGCAAAGAAUGGCAUGAGGUUGCAAAGUGUAAAACCAGUCACCGAAAAUCUAUUCAUUCCUUGCUUUCUUUCUUUCCUUCUUUUCUUUCAGCCUCUUCUUACAUCCCAAGAAAAAUAAUGGCUACUCUUACCUCAAACGUAUACCUUAGCCCACAAUACAAUGUUCCCAAAGACCAUCAUCUACCUCAUGGUUGUGUAGUUGAGGAAAUAUCAGGGCUUAUUAGAGUUCACAAAGAUGGAUACGUGGAACGACCACAAGUUCUUCCAUGUGUCACUGCUAGUACUAUGAGUCCAGAGCUAAAUGUGACAUCUGGAGACAUGGUCAUUGACAGUGCCACGAACACAUGGGCACGUUUUUACGUUCCAAUUUGCCAACACGAGUUGCCAUUGCUUGUUUAUUUCCACGGUGGAGGCUUUUGUGUUGGGUCAGCAGCAUGGAGUUGCUACCAUGAUUUCCUUGCAAGGCUAUCUGCCAAAGUGGGGUGUGUGAUUAUGUCAGUGAACUAUCGAUUGGCCCCAGAAAACCCUCUUCCAGCACCCUAUGACGACGGAUUAAGGGCCCUAAUGUGGGUGAAGCAACAAAUGCUAUAUGAACAACACAACAUGGGUAGUGGUAGUAACAGUGAAUGGUGGACUACAAAGUGUAACUUCUCCAGUGUCUUCUUGGGCGGGGACAGUGCUGGUGCUAACAUAGCCUACAACGUUGCCACAAGGGUAGCUGCAUGUGAUGGUGCUGCUUUAAGGCCUUUGAGUCUGAAAGGUCUUAUUUUGAUACAACCCUUUUUCGGUGGGGAAGUGAGAACAGGUUCUGAGAAAUGCAUGGCUCAAUCAUCGGGUUCUGCUUUGAACUUGGCAGCAUCUGACACUUAUUGGCGCUUGGCGUUACCCUGUGGUGCGAACCGUGACCAUCCGUGGUGCAACCCUUUGGUGAAAGUGAAGUUGGAGCAGUUGAAGGUCUUGCGUACCUUGGUGUGCAUCUCGGAGAUUGAUAUAUUGAAAGAUAGGAACUUGGAGUUUUGUGAUACUUUGGUGAGAGCAGGGAAAAGGGUUGAGUUUGAGCUGUUCAGAGGUGUUGGACAUGCGUUUCAGAUUUUGAGUAAGUCUCAGAUAUCCAAGAACAGAACCAUGGAAAUGAUGGCUCGUGUUAAAUCCUUCAUGGCUCUCUGAUUCUCUGUUUCACUGUGUAUAUAAAAUUAAUUCACUCUUCUGCAAAUCAAACUGCCUAUUGUAAAUUUCUAAAUCUUCAACAACUGUACUAUAUAUAAUGGAAUCAUUUCUCAGAGGUAAUGAAUGAUAUUGUAUAUACACAGUUGUCCUCGAUUUAAUUUGAAGAAA
Molecule: messenger RNA, 1677 nt
Organism: Vigna radiata var. radiata (mung bean)
Lineage: Eukaryota; Viridiplantae; Streptophyta; Magnoliopsida; Fabales; Fabaceae
Product: probable carboxylesterase 6
Exons: 1
Coding region: 235-1509 (424 amino acids)
Molecular function (GO): hydrolase activity
Source: RefSeq, a predicted model, not a curated record